AUGUCAGAGCACAGCUAUCUUUCUGGGAAGACCUCAACGAGGAAUUCCAAUCGACAACGGCGGUUCAAUCCAAUGGGUACCUUUGCGAAUAAGACUUCGAAUGGUAUCAAUGGGUUUACAGGUCUGAGCAAUCUGCUACCCCGCUUACAUUAUGCACCAGGACCGCGCAUCACCGGCGCCUCUGGUAACGUGUCACAGUUUCCAUCAAGCUGUAUCCAGUAUCCUUGUCUGGAUAGUGGUAAUGGUUUUCAUAAUUUAUUCGGGACCUCUGAUAAUUCGAGCCCUGUAGAGAUCAAAUGCACAACGGAUGUCUUCAACUACGAAAACGACUGGAGAAGACAAGAACCUAUUUCGGCUCUAUGCAAUCCUUUAGCAGAUUCGAACAGCCUGGUUCCAUCUCACUCCGAUGCGACUGUGGUACAGCAUUUUUGGCAGCACCUGGAUCCAGAUGUGUCGCAAGUCAGCGUAUACACGAAAUCAACCCGCCAACGUAAACGCACAGUUCACUUGCGCCCCAAGAGUCCAAAGUACCAAGGUUUGUCUAAAUUUGCCGCCCCCACAAAUCUGGUUUCAGGUAUUCUACCUACGGUGUCAGCUACUAAGGUUCUCAAUCCACCAAAAGUCGCCCGAAGUUCCGAAACCCAAGUCAAGCCCCAUCUCUCACUUAGUAUCCCCAAAAAGCUGUCCAAUCCGUCCAAGGUCAAGAAUAAUCCUCGCAGUAAUUCAACAGCGUCUCGGGCUGAAAAGUCUCAGUUUUCUGCAUCAGAGACUCCAAUAGACUUUCUUAGUACCCUUGGAGAAGAGGAAUGGAACAAGAGGAUAGAUGCCCUUGGAAAGAUGGUGCAAAAGCGUAAGAAUCAGUUUUUGAAAAAUGGGUUUGGUGAUGCAUCGGGUAAGCCUUUUUCGCCCGAUGAGCCCUCACUAGAGAAGAAACCGGUUCCGAACCGAUGGGUUUGGUACAUGCGAUUGAGCAUGGAGUACGACAAGGAGAUCGGAACAGUCCUUCCCUCAGGGGGCCCAGUAUUCUCAAUUCUUACCUCACAUUGUUUUCACGCCUUGGCAGCUGGAUAUCUCAAGUAUGGAUGGGAUCGGAUAGGAAAAGCUGGGAAAGAGCCAUAUCAAGAGCUUGCUGAUGUAUACUCCGCCGAGAGAGUUAAGCACUUAUCGGAACAUGGAAUUGCAAUCUCCGAUGGAAAAGAUGUUGAACAUCGAAAAAAGAAAGACUUUCCUACUCCCUCUUCUGCCCUCUCGCGAAGCUCCACCAUCGAGUCAUUCCCCAAUCGCCCAGAAUAUGACGACCAGGGUCAAAUGAAAUUGUCAUAUCCUAUCUCAUCUGACGGUGAUAUCCAGAAAGGAGAAUUUUACGAUAGAGUUCUGAGCCUUGAAUCGAAUCGAAUCCAGCCAGAGUCCCUUGUCCAGGCAGGCAUACUUCAUCGUGAAUUACACUCGGACUUCAACCCACGUAUGAACAACUAUAUGGAAUGCAUCGAUCCUAUCAUAUAUCAGGAAUCGAUCCUACCAGCAGUCAAUAUGCCACCCAUCAGUUCGACCUCUGAACCUUUUUUCAGCGAGUAUUUGUCCGACAGAAGUAAUUUUAUGUCAACUUACCUGCAAUCACAAGACUUCCUCAGCGCUUUUGAACCACCUUUGACCUCCGAUCAAGCGUCGACUGGGAGCGAUUGGGCCCCCUCUCCCUUAAACAAUCAAUCACCUUGGCCUUAUCUCAAUAUGGUCCAGUCUCCACCUCUCGGAUCGAAUGGUAUCGAAAGUCCGGAGCUUUCCGCGGCCUCCUUACCAACGCCUGCCAGCCUCACGAGUGAAUAUAACGAACAUUUCGCUGCAUCUCAAAUGAUGAAUGAGUUUAUGAACGCAGAUGAUCUGAUCUCGCAGAGGCUUCAAUCAGAUUCAUCCACUGAGGAAUUCUCGUGGGAUUGGACAACAUUUGGAUUUGACCAAACAGACUUUAUCUGCAACGAAAAUAGUCCUUUUCCGUUCAAUUAA
This is a messenger RNA of Melampsora larici-populina 98AG31, 2001 nucleotides long. RefSeq lists its product as uncharacterized. The record is from RefSeq and is a predicted model, not a curated record. NCBI's taxonomy places the organism in Eukaryota, Fungi, Basidiomycota, Pucciniomycetes, Pucciniales, Melampsoraceae. The transcript has 5 exons. The coding region runs from base 1 to 2001 and encodes 666 amino acids.